CUGUUGCAGGUGGUUUGGUGGGAGGCUUAUCUGUGAUACUUUUUGUAAUUGUAUUUACUUAUGUUAAGCGUUACAAGAAAAAUAAGAAGACAGACCAUACUAUAACAACAGUGAAAAACGAUACAGCUAUUUACUACGCCAAUGAGAAUACUGCAAUGAGCCAAGCAGAUGAAGUGACAUACGAGACACCGAAAAAAACUGAAGAAGAAUCAUACGAACAACUAACUUACAAACAACCAGAUUCUGAUACCUCAGCGGAAAAGGCAUUGGACGGCACAUAUAAGAAUUUACCACCUUCAAGUCCAGAGAAAGUGGUCGAGAAUACACACCACGUGAGACCCAAACAUCAUGUGGUAACGAGUCUCAGUAAACCUAAGAAAUCAAAGCAUACGAUAACAAAACUGAAUACACCUAUCACCUAUGUCAAUUUGAGUAAUGCAGUGAGCAAGGCAGAAGAAUCAGCUUAUGAGACACCUAUACCAACUGUACAAAAUUCGUACGAACAACUAACUUACAAACAACCUGCUUGUGAAACAUCUACGGAAAACAACAGGUAUGAAAAAUAUACCACCACUUUGAUUUUUAUACUAUUUUUCCAAUGUAAUAACAUGCAGCGACCUUGUUUCAGGAUAAUUUAUGAUGUGAAUAUAAUGAACAAAAUAUUAUACAAUUUCACUAUUAUAUGAUUAAAUUUUC
Molecule: messenger RNA, 696 nt
Organism: Anneissia japonica
Lineage: Eukaryota; Metazoa; Echinodermata; Crinoidea; Comatulida; Comatulidae
Exons: 3
Coding region: 156-686 (176 amino acids)
Source: RefSeq, a predicted model, not a curated record